Agrilus planipennis (emerald ash borer) is the source of this 1255-nucleotide messenger RNA. RefSeq lists its product as uncharacterized. Bases 62 to 730 code for a protein of 222 amino acids. Gene Ontology annotation, biological process: septate junction assembly; regulation of tube size, open tracheal system. Lineage: Eukaryota; Metazoa; Arthropoda; Insecta; Coleoptera; Buprestidae. Gene Ontology annotation, cellular component: membrane; septate junction. The record is from RefSeq and is a predicted model, not a curated record. The transcript has 3 exons.
AAGUGAAUGAGCAAGAGGUCGUAAGCAUAACCUUAUUGUAAGUGGAAUUUAAAGUUAAAGAAUGAAAAUAAAAACGAAUACAGGCCUUUGUGCCGUAGUGGUUACAUUAAUAGGAUUCUUGUGUAUACUAAUUGCCUUUUGCACCCCUUAUUGGCUAGUAAACGAUGGAAAAAUUAGUAAUCCCCAAUUUUUACGCAUAGGACUUUGGGAAGUGUGUUUUCAAAAGUUUGAAGACAUUAGGCAUUUUUAUGAUUAUCGUUUCACUGGCUGCUGGUGGGUUUUUGAGGAGGAAUAUUACAUUAUUGAUGAUUUUCUUCUACCAGGAUUCUUCAUUGCAACCCAAUUUUUCUUUACUCUGUGUAUGACUUUGUUGUUAAUUGCUGCCUUCCUAACAUGGAUGUACAUUUUCUGCAGUAGACAUCAUGAUAAGUACCUUAUCCUAUUGUAUAGUAUUGGAACUGAUCUUAUUAUAGCAGGUAUUUGUGGAACCAUAGCAGUUAUUAUUUUUGGUGCAAAUGGGGACAGACGUGACUGGAUGCCCAACUGGGAACAUAACGAUCUUAGCUGGUCAUUUGCUUUAGCUGUUGUUGGUUCUCUACUCUUAUUGCCAGCAGGCUCUUUAUUUUUGGUGGAAGGUCGUCGUGCCCGGUUUAGAAAAUUGAGAAAUGAGGAUGAAGGCUCUCAAUAUGGCAUGGAUGUUCGUAAGCCUGCUGCCCACACUGAUAUUUAAUUAUAUAUGCAAUAAAGUGCAAUUAAACAAAAUGAUUACUAAACCUUUGGCAGACUUCCUAAAUUGAAUGAUCUUUACAAAUAAUAAGUCUUUGUUAUCUUUUAAUAUUGAGAUCAUAUUAACACCUUUUUGGUGUAAAUAUGACCAUUGUAUUUUGUUUUUAUUCAUUUGUUUGCUCUUGACAAUAUGUUAAAUGACUAAUUAUUGUAAAACAAUAUAACCAUUGUGCCUAUUUGCAAUUUUGAGCACAAAUUUUAUAACAAUUAGUGUAGAAAAGCAAAAGAUACACUUUUUACUAGAUAUAAUUUGCCAAAAUCUAAACUAUAUUUAUAUCAUAAGCUUUAUUUAGGGUAAAAAUAGUAUUGACUGUAUCCGUCCAAAUAUGUGUAUUAACAACUUAUAACGUGUUUUUGUAUAGUUUUAUUUUAACACUGAUGUUGCAAAGAUAGAAUAAGAAGGUAACUAAUUUACAGAGGAAUACUGUAUAAAUUGGCAUAAAUAAAUAAAAGAAUCUUUUUGAGCCAC